AUGAGCUACGUUAAGAAGGACGAGGAUGCCGACCAGACCAUGAUGAAGUUGGAUAGGACAACGGUUUUUCAAGAUGCACGACUAUUCAACUCCUCUCCGAUAUCCCCCCGGAAAUGCCGUACCCUUCUAACGAAAAUUGCGGUUCUCAUCUUUACGGGGGAGAAAUUUCCUACCGAUGAAGCCACCACGCUUUUUUUUGGGAUCUCGAAGUUGUUCCAAAACAAGGAUCCGUCCUUGCGACAGAUGGUCUACUUGAUUUUGAAGGAGUUGGCUAAUACCGCCCAGGAUGUGAUCAUGUCGACUUCCAUAAUUAUGAAGGACACUACUGUUGGGAGCGAUAUCCUUUAUAGAGCUAAUUCCAUCCGAGCCUUGUGCCGCAUUAUAGACGCAACUACCGUACAAGGUAUUGAACGUCUCAUCAAGACCGCAAUCGUUGACAAGAACCCCUCCGUUUCAUCCGCCGCCUUAGUCUCUUCGUAUCAUUUACUCCCCAUCGCUAAGGACGUUGUUAGAAGGUGGCAGAGCGAGACUCAAGAAGCAGCAGCAGGCGGGAAACAAUCAUCAGGCUUCCUAGGGUUUGGAGGGAGUCAUCAGCAUCCACAGGCUCUAUCGCAGACUAGCCAUAUGACCCAAUACCAUGCAAUCGGCUUACUCUACCAAAUGCGCGCACAUGACAAAAUGGCUCUGGUAAAAAUGGUCCAGCAAUAUGGAGCAGCCGGUGCUGUACGCAGCCCUGCAGCAAUUGUUUUGUUAGUGAGACUAGCAGCAAAACUGGCGGAAGAGGACCAAAGCUUACGAAAACCAAUGAUGCAAAUGUUGGAUGGCUGGCUGAAGCAUAAACACGAGAUGGUUAAUUUCGAAGCUGCCAGAGCUAUAUGCGAUAUGAGAGACGUUACGGAUGGAGAAGCUGCCCAGGCUGUCCAUAUCUUGCAGCUUUUCCUGUCCUCUCCUCGCAUUACGAGUCGCUUUGCCGCAAUUCGAAUUCUCCACAGCUUUGCUUCUUUCAAGCCACAUGUUGUGAAUACCUGCAAUCAAGAUAUCGAGUCUUUGAUAUCGAACUCGAACAGGUCUAUUGCGACUUUUGCUAUUACCACACUUCUUAAAACCGGGAACGAAGCGAGUGUCGACCGUCUUUUGGCUCAAAUUUCUGGCUUUAUGGCAGAUAUCACGGAUGAGUUCAAAAUCACUGUCGUAGAGGCUAUUAGAACUCUCUGCUUGAAAUUUCCCAGUAAACAGGCUGGUAUGCUUACAUUCCUUGGUGGAAUCCUCAGGGAUGACGGUGGCUAUGAGUUUAAGAGGAGUGUGGUAGAGAGCAUGUUUGACCUCAUUAAAUUUGUUCCAGGCAGUAAAGCAGAUGCUCUUGAACACCUCUGCGAAUUCAUUGAGGACUGUGAAUUUACAAAGUUGGCUGUCAGAGUCCUCCAUCUGCUUGGGGUUGAGGGACCAAAGGCCCCAAACCCCUCGAAAUAUAUUCGCUGCAUUUACAAUAGAGUUGUUCUUGAGAAUGCUACCACCCGUGCUGCUGCCGUCACAGCACUUGCAAAAUUCGGUGUUGGACAACAAGAUCCCGAACUGAAGCGAAGUGUGACUGUACUCUUGAAACGAUGCUUGGAUGAUAUUGAUGACGAAGUCCGUGACCGUGCUGCUUUAAAUCUGAGGUUAAUACGAAAGGACGACGAUAUGGCAGAACGUUUCAUAAGAAAUGAAACCAUGUUCGCGAUGUCCACAUUCGAACAUCAACUGGUGAUGUAUGUCACAUCAACAGAUAAAGCAACAUUUGCCACAGCUUUCGAUAUGUCUAAGGUUCCAGUUGUCUCCCACGAGCAAGCGUUAGCAGAGGAAAGGACGAAGAAACUUACUUCUGCCACACCCACUAUCAAACCGCCAUCUACUACUGCUGCUUCUAAGCAAAACGGUGCUGCUGAUAGCGCCAAAGCUGCCGCUGCAGCUACAGAGAAGUACUCCGAACAACUUUCACAAAUACCUGAACUUAAGGCCUACGGGGCACUCCUCAAAUCAUCACCCCCGGUCGAACUUACUGAAAGGGAAACGGAGUACGUGGUCACAGCCGUCAAGCACAUUUUCAAAGACCAUAUUGUUUUGCAAUACGACAUUACCAAUACUCUUCAGGACACCGUAUUAGAGGAUAUUUCUAUAGUUGCAUCUCCUUCGGAGGAUGAAGAGAUACUCGAGGAAGACUUUAUUGUUCCGGCGCCCAAACUGGAGACCAACUCGCCUGGGAUUGUAUAUGUUGCAUUUAAGAAGAUCGAUGAUGAAAAUACUUAUCCUAUCACGUCAUUUACCAAUGUAUUAAAAUUUACCAGCAAAGAGAUUGAUCCGACGACAGGAGAACCGGAGGAAACGGGCUACGAGGAUGAAUACCAAGUGGAGGAUCUGGAACUUACGGGUAGUGACUAUAUCAUUCCCGCAUUUUCCGGCUCUUUUGAUAGUAUAUGGGACGAGCUUGCCGCGAAUGGGGAAGAAUUCAGUGAGACUUUGCAGUUAUCCAAUAUGAAGGGCAUCCAAGAUGCAACCGAACAACUGAUUGCCGCGUUAUCGCUUCAGCCACUUGAAGGCUGUGAGAUCGUCCUAAGCAACAGUACUCACACAUUAAAGUUAUACGGUAAUUCGAUAACGGGGGGCAAGGUUGGUGCAUUAGUUCGCCUCGCAUAUACCGCCAAAUCUGGUGUGACAACAAAAGUGACUGUACGGUCUGAAGAAGAGGGCGUCUCUUCUCUUGUUGUUGCAUCUAUUGCGUGA
Messenger RNA from Ophidiomyces ophidiicola, 2760 nucleotides. RefSeq names its product coatomer subunit gamma (gene SEC21). The transcript has 6 exons. NCBI's taxonomy places the organism in Eukaryota, Fungi, Ascomycota, Eurotiomycetes, Onygenales, Onygenaceae. Gene Ontology annotation, cellular component: endoplasmic reticulum; COPI vesicle coat; endoplasmic reticulum-Golgi intermediate compartment. The coding region runs from base 1 to 2760 and encodes 919 amino acids. The record is from RefSeq and is a predicted model, not a curated record. Gene Ontology annotation, molecular function: structural molecule activity. Gene Ontology annotation, biological process: protein secretion; intra-Golgi vesicle-mediated transport; endoplasmic reticulum to Golgi vesicle-mediated transport.